AUGGACUGGACGAGGGCCCAAGAUGUGAUGCCCACGUUCACGGCCAUCGAGACAGAUCGGUUCCUUUCAUUAAACAGCCUCGACUUUAACAACUACUAUAGUAAUGGCGAUCCUCGUCGAUGUCCGGAGCGAAGUAUUCUGUUUAAGAAAUUCGCUAAAAAACUCGCAACAGGUACAGAGCAUCUGUUAAACACGAUUUCUUUCGCUGUGGAGCCUCAAAGAAACUUCCCCAUUACGUCGCUUAGCUAA
Cooperia oncophora is the source of this 249-nucleotide messenger RNA. The record is from the annotation of a GenBank genome assembly. NCBI's taxonomy places the organism in Eukaryota, Metazoa, Nematoda, Chromadorea, Rhabditida, Trichostrongylidae.